Lepus europaeus (European hare) is the source of this 1518-nucleotide messenger RNA. RefSeq names its product loricrin cornified envelope precursor protein (gene LORICRIN). Lineage: Eukaryota; Metazoa; Chordata; Mammalia; Lagomorpha; Leporidae. Gene Ontology annotation, molecular function: structural constituent of skin epidermis. The transcript has a single exon. Gene Ontology annotation, cellular component: cornified envelope. Bases 1 to 1290 code for a protein of 429 amino acids. The record is from RefSeq and is a predicted model, not a curated record.
AUGUCUCAUCAGAAAAAGCAGCCCACUCCCUACCCGCCCGUGAGUUGCGGGAAGACCUCCGGCGGCGGCGGCGGCGGCGGCGGGGGCGGCAGCGGCGGCGGCGGCGGCUGCGGCUUCUAUAGCGGCGGCGGCGGCUCCAGCUGCGGCGGCGGCGGUGGAGGCGGCGGCUCCAGCUGCGGCGGUGGAGGCGGCGGCUCCAGCUGCGGCGGCUCCAGCUACGGCGGCAGCAGCGGCGGCGGCGGUGUCAAGCACUCCGGCGGCGGCGGCGGCCACAGCCACAUUUGCUGCGGCGGCCACUCCGGCGGCAGCGGCGGCGGCGGCGGCGGCCACACCCACAUUUGCUGCGGCGGCCACUCCGGCGGCGGCAGCUCCGGAAGCUGCGGCGGAGGCUCUGGUGGCGGCGUCAAGUACUCCGGCGGCGGCGGCGGCGGCGGCGGCUCUUCCGGGGGCGGCGGCUGCUACUCCAGCUGCGGCGGCGGCGGCGGCUCCAGCUGCGGCGGGGGCUCCUCCGGGGGCGGCGGCUCCGGUGGCUGCGGCGGCGGCUCCGGAGGGGGCGUCAAGUACUCCGGGGGCGGCGGCUCCUCCGGGGGCGGCGGCUGCUACUCCAGCGGCGGCGGCUCCUCCGGGGGCGGCGGCUGCUACUCCAGCGGCGGCGGCUCCUCCGGGGGCGGCGGCGGCUCCAGCUGCGGCGGCGGCUCUUCGGGAGGCGGCGGCGGCGGCGGCCAGCUGUACCAGUGCCACAGCUACGGCGGCGGCUCUAGCGGCGGCUCCAGUUGCGGCGGUGGCUCCAGCGGCGGCGGCUCCAGCUGCGGCGGUGGCUCCAGCGGCGGCGGCUCCAGCUGCGGCGGCGGCUCCUCGGGCGGCGGCGGUGGAGGCGGCCAGCUGUACCAGUGCCACAGUUACGGCGGCGGCUCCAGCGGCGGCUCCAGCUGUGGCGGUGGCUCCAGCGGCGGCGGCUCCUCCGGCGGCGGCUCGGGCUACUUCUCGCAGCAUUCCACCCAGAGCUCGUGCGCGCCCCAGCAGAGCUACGGCGGGGGGUCGUCCGGCUGCGGCGGCUCGUCCGGGGGCAGCGGCGGCGGCGGCGGCUGCUGCUUCUCCAGCGGUGGGGGCGGCGGCGGCGGCGGCUGUGGCUCCUCCGGGGGCAGCUCCGGCUGCGGAGGCGGCUCCUCCGGGGGCAGCUCCGGCUGCGGGGGCGGCUCCUCUGGCGGCAGCUCCUCCGGCGGCGGCAAGGGCGUCCCGGUGUGCCACCAGACCCAGCAGAAGCAGGCGCCUACCUGGCCAUGCAAAUAAGGCCCCCGGGUUACCACGGAGAAGGAGGAGCUGCAGGUGUUCUCCGUGGGCGCCCGUGGGCUUAGCGCUCUCAUGAUAUUGCACGAAGUUUCCAACUCCUUGAAGUCCCGACUCACCUAGAAGAAGCCGCUGAAUGCUCAGGCUGCAUCUUGUUCUGCGGUUUUCCUCCUUGGUUUCUGUACAACUACCUCCCGACCUCAGUGCCUCAGCAGUCAAUAAAAUUGCAAU